AUGGCUCUUGUUGCAGUAAGCUCCGUUAUCAAUAGUACUUUGGUGCCAUUGUUAUCAGGCGAAGUGAACCUAUUGCGGAAUAUUCACAAAGAAGUUGCCAGUAUCAAGGCAGAAUUAGAAAGCAUAAUGUCAUUCCUAAAAGAUGUAGAUUCAAGUCCAAAAUCAAAAAACGAAAUGGCAAAAAGUUGGGUGAAACAGGUAAGGGCAUUGGCUUUCGAGAUCGAGGAUGUCAUGGACGAAUACAUACUUCACCUUUCAGAAAAUAAGAAACGGCGUGGUUUCAUCGGGUUCCUUCGCAAACUCACUCGCUCAAUCACUGAACUCAAGCCACAACAUGGUAUCGCCACUCAAAUUCAAGGUAUCAAACAGAAUAUUCGUGAUAUCAAGGAAAGAGCUGAUAGGUAUGGUUUCAGUUCCUUAGAACAUGCAUCAAGCAGUAAAACCGAAGAGAAACUACAUGAUGACCCUCGGGUUGCCUCUCUUUUCAUUGAGGAAGAUGAAGUUGUGGGCAUUGAGUCCACUCAGGAGGAACUGAUCCACAGGCUGAUAAUCGGAGAGUCAGACCGAACGAUCACUUCACUAGUAGGUAUGGGAGGAUGUGGCAAGACCACUCUUGCCAAGAAAGUUUUUGACAACCGAAAAGUGAUUGAACACUUUGAUUGCCAGGCUUGGUUAUCGGUCUCUCAAUCAUACAAGACAGAUGACAUCUUUAGAAGAACGAUGAAGCUGCUAUGUGAGUCAAGAGAGGAGUGUGCACCUAAGGAAAUCGACUCAAUGGACCAAAAUUCUCUCAUUCUUAUGCUGAGACAAUAUUUACUUCAAAAGAAGUUUCUAAUAGUUUUUGACGACGUAUGGAGUACGGACUUUUGGAGAAUCGUAAAACUCGCUUUACCAAAAAACAGCCGAGGAAGUCAAAUAAUUGUCACAACGCGCAGCAUAGAUGUUGCUUCUUUUUGCAAGGAAUCCCCAUCGGAUCACGUCUGCAAGGUGGAGCCCCUAAUUGAGGAGGAGGCUUGGAAGCUCUUUUGCAUGAUUACUUUCAAACAGGAUUUCGGUGGUGGUUGUCCUCCCGAGUUGGAGACAGUAUCCCGUGCCAUCGUGAGAAAAUGUGAAGGAUUACCACUUGCAAUUGUGACAAUGGGUGCUCUCUUGUCCACUAAAAGUAAGGAUGUAUUCGAAUGGCGAAGAUUCUAUAAUAGCCUUGGAUCCCAGUUAGAAAGGAAUCCGCAUCUCACAAACGUCACAAAAAUUGUGCUCCUUAGUUACCAUGAUCUGCCUUACUACCUCCAACCAUGUUUCUUGUACUUUGGCAUAAUACCCGAAGACUAUCAAAUCACCCGUGGAAGACUAAUCCGACUGUGGAUAGCCGAGGGUUUCAUUGAAGGACAAAGAGGAAAAACGUUGGAAGAAGUUGCAGAAGAACACUUAACUGAGCUUAUUCAUAGAAGCUUGGUUCAAGUUUCGGGGAGAAAUUUUUAUGGUAGAAUUAAAGGAUGUCAGGUCCAUGAUGUGGUCCACGAGAUCAUCCUCGCAAAGUGUGAGGAGUUGAGUUUUUGCCAUGUUUUGAGAGAAGAAGAUCCAAGUUGGAAUAAUGAAACUCGACGAUGGUCAAUGCAUAUUCGACACAUAACGAAUAAGGAUUUGGAAACCAUGCGUAGUACCAAAUCAAGAAUUCGUUCAAUUUUUGUUUACUCAAUGGGGGAGUUGCCAAAGCAGCAGUUAUUGGGUACUCUAGCUAGGAGUUUCAAGCUUUUGAAAGUACUAGAUCUUGAGAAUGCUCCUCUUGAUAAACUUGGUGAAGAAGUGGGAAAUCUUCUUCAUUUACGAUACUUAAGUGUCAAGAUGACAAGAGUGAAGAUAAUUCCGAAGUCCAUUGGAAAUCUACACAACCUACAAACUUUGAAUUUGGCAGACUCACUUGUGGAAGUGCUACAAAUUGGGAUCUUAAGCAGACUCCGUAAGUUGCGGCAUCUUAUCGGAAGAGCUCUGAUGAUACAAGGAGGGAUUGGGCAUUUAGAAGAGUUGCAGACAUUGCGAGGCCUGGAGGCAAAUGAUGAUUUAAUCAAAGAGCUAGAAAAAUUGAGACAAUUGAGGAAGUUGGAUGAAGCACCUUCAAGCUUUGAGGGUUUGGGCUAUACACGACAACGAGAUACUGGAUUUGCAUUCUCUUUCUUCUCCUCCCGAAUUUCUUCGGGAUCUCUUCUUGUGGGGGGACUUUUGGAAACGUUGCCAAACUGGAUAUCGAGACUAAAUAAUUUAGUUUCCCUAAAUCUAGUUCAUUCAAGGUUGACCGGUGCUCAUGCAAUAAAAGCUCUUCAAGCAUUACCUAAUUUGAUCGAACUUCGUUUCUUGAAUGGGUAUGAUGGAGAACAAUUGUAUUUCAAUGUCGGAGGGUUUCCAAAGCUUAAGUUGCUAUACCUCAAUGACUUGAAGGGAUUGAAUUCGAUUAUAAUAGAGGAAGGAGGAUUGCCCGUUCUCAAGGAGCAUCAAAUUGUUCGUUGCCUACAAUUGAAGGAGGUACCCUCCGGUAUCCUCAGUCUCAGAGAUCUCAAAUAUCUUGUCUUUCGGUUAAUGCCAACAGAGUUCUUAGACAGAAUGCAACCACGCAAAGGCCAAGACUAUUGGAUUAUUGAGAAUAUACCCACUGUCAAGUUUUUCUGGAAGGAUGGAGGGUUAUCUAGAUUUUAUACUCCUCGAGAAUUCCAAGACGUGAGGGAAAGCCAGAGGAUAGCCAGAUGGUAUUCAUGA
Molecule: messenger RNA, 2748 nt
Organism: Rhododendron vialii
Lineage: Eukaryota; Viridiplantae; Streptophyta; Magnoliopsida; Ericales; Ericaceae
Product: disease resistance protein RPM1-like
Exons: 2
Coding region: 1-2748 (915 amino acids)
Biological process (GO): defense response to other organism
Molecular function (GO): ADP binding
Source: RefSeq, a predicted model, not a curated record